GUAUCUCUCACCUUUCGAUUUCUUCCUUUGACAUGCGGCCACGAUAGUUAGUUGACUUCUUCCCCUUUGGGAGUUCUCUGCAGGUUCACUUUACUCAAAAAUUUCAACUCGUCUUUGUAUCGGGAUGACGUAUGGUUUCAUGGUUUUCUCGCAACCAUCUCAGUAAAUUCGAACCGCCUUUGCAAAUGUGUCCCGGUCGCCGAUCUCCUCUAGGAGUUCCAUCUUAAUGUUCGCAUUCGAGUCCUCGGAACCAUAAUCACCAUGAUCGUAACACCCAUUUCCCGCCGAUACAGGGUCUUCGGCGGCAUCGCCGCCUUAGCUCUGUUUGCGACAUACCUGCACGUUCGGCCGCAAUGGAAAGAAGCGCCAUUCGAAUAUGCUCGCGAGUAUUACCACAGCGUCAAGGAUUAUCUCGGCAGUCCAGUUUACAACAACACGCUGUACAGCGAAGGGAACAAACAGACGGUCAAUCAAUACUAUAAUUCGAGCAACCCCUGCGCCAAUUUCCCCAACACAGACGGUGUUCUAUUGGUCAUGAAGACGGGCGCGACAGAGGCGUUCGACCGAAUACCUACGCAUCUGUUAACAACCUUGAACUGUCUCCCCGAUUUCCUCAUCUUUUCCGACAUGGAGCAACAAGUCGGCCCCUAUCACAUCUACGACGCUCUGGCCGAAUUCGAAGAAUCCGCAAAAGCUCACAACGAAGACUUUGAUCUAUAUCGCGACCAAAAAGAGUGUCCCGUGUCCCAAAAGUCGUGCGUCGAUGCUAAGAGAGACGGACAAAAGGCGUGGAACUUGGAUAAGUAUAAGUUUCUUCCCAUCAUGGAACAGACUUGGAAGAUGCGCCCGGGUCGCGAUUGGUACAUAUUUGCCGAAGCGGACACCUACGUCUUCUGGGCCAACGUCAUGCACUGGCUGAAGAAGGAGUCCGGCCUAAACCAUCGCGAGAAGCUCUACCUAGGCAGUCGAAGCUUCAUAGGAGGAACUCCAUUCGCCCACGGUGGUUCUGGAUAUAUCAUCAGCGGCACGCUACUAAAGCACCUGAUCGAAUACCAUCCCGGCAUGGUUAAGCAGUAUAAUGUCAAGGGAGCACACGAGUGUUGCGGCGACCUAAUGUUAGCGCAAGCGUUGGAAGAGUACGAGGACGUCAAGGUUCGACAGAUCUGGCCCAUGAUCAACGGCGAGAAGCCUAGCACUCUACCUUACGGCCCCGGACAUUGGUGCGAGCCAAUCAUGACCAUGCAUCACAUGAAUGCCGAAGAAAUCAGUAGCGUGUGGCAGUACGAGCAGACACGUACUACUGAUAGUACUCUCCUGAUCAAGGACUUGUAUGAGGGCUUGAUCCAGCCAAAGAUGCAGGUAACGCGACAGAAUUGGGACAACUUGUCCGACGACGUCUGCUACAUCAACCGUGAUCCCCACGCUCAGCUACGUGCCGAAGGACAUCUACGCGAUAGGCAGAAGGACGAGAACGACAUGAACGAUGUCGAAAAGGAGGCCUGGAAAUCGCCGGAGAAUUGCGCCAAGGUCUGCGGAUCCCAAGACGUCCCGGACGAAGAGGAAUGGGAUUUGCACGGGAUCGCGGAACGCACGAGCAACGAUCCUAGUACCGCCAACGACACCGAGGUCGCCGAAGACACGUCGCCAAGCGACGCCGCAGCCAGGGAAGCGUGGAAGAAGUCCAUGAAUGAGAAGAAGCGGAACCGAUCAUGCUUCCAGUAUCGUUGGCACGAAGAGGUUUGCUGUACGGCCAAGAGCUUCAAGCUAGGUGCGCCCAAAGCAGCGCCAGACGAGGACAAUCUCAACGCCAGAUGGACCAGCGGCUGGCACUUAAAAGGUAUCAACGACUGGAUCGAAGCGAUGGGCGAAUGUACAAAGCCUGAGUGGAAAUCUCCCGAUCCGUCAUAGUCAUCCUCUUCGUCUAAAAAAAAAAAGCUUGAGUUAUAUUAAGGUUAUAAUAGGGGAGGCGAAAAGGUUCGGCACCAGUUACGGGGAUAAUAACUUGAAAAUCAACGGCGAUCUCGACACACAGGGCCCGGAGCGAUCUCUGGGCGACUUUUUUCUUUUUCGAGGAAUUCUAUUGUAAGUACUAGCAAAACGCGGUCGGCUUGCCGUGUCUAGAUCAUGAUGGGGGUCACAUAACACGGCGUUCUUGGCAUCUUGCAGGUGGGAGAGGCGGAAACGGCGUAGGACUUACAGAGCUUAGGAUGGUUAUCGGCUCAUGCUUAGGUUACUUCGCAUAUCAGGCACUCACGAAGAUAAUUGCAUCAUCCCCAAUAAAGUAACCAGAAGUAAUGUGAUCACGGGUUAUUCCAUCGACGCCGAUAAGGUUGACGAGGACGGCGUAAGCAUAUGUGUUUGUCGUCCAAUUUGAUAUCGAGGAGUCAAUUUGCAGACCCUAAAUUUGGAGGAAGUACGGAAUAGAUUAAUUUUUAGUUCUCAGCCUACCUGGCCUGCCAUUUUGUUGUCAAUAAAUAUCUAGGCUCAGCCGCACGGUUCAUAGAAGCUCCCCUC
Molecule: messenger RNA, 2514 nt
Organism: Annulohypoxylon truncatum
Lineage: Eukaryota; Fungi; Ascomycota; Sordariomycetes; Xylariales; Hypoxylaceae
Product: glycosyltransferase family 31 protein
Exons: 3
Coding region: 262-1908 (548 amino acids)
Source: RefSeq, a predicted model, not a curated record